Messenger RNA from Stylophora pistillata, 6022 nucleotides. RefSeq lists its product as uncharacterized. The record is from RefSeq and is a predicted model, not a curated record. Gene Ontology annotation, molecular function: RNA polymerase II transcription regulatory region sequence-specific DNA binding; DNA-binding transcription factor activity, RNA polymerase II-specific; protein dimerization activity. Gene Ontology annotation, biological process: regulation of transcription by RNA polymerase II. NCBI's taxonomy places the organism in Eukaryota, Metazoa, Cnidaria, Anthozoa, Scleractinia, Pocilloporidae.
AUUUGGCUAGAACUUUCCCAAAAAGCGUCAUACUUUGUUGGACAAUUGUUGAGUAGAUCGGAAGUAGAUUCGCUGUGAUAUCAUUGCGUUUUUUCACUGACUGAGUUAAUUUUGUGAAUAUUCCCUUGAGAAAAGCUACGAUUUUGCCGGGAAUUUCUCAAAUGUUCAACUCGAAAAACUCUUCCACGGCACAAGACGUGGAUAUUGGGCUGAUGCAGCUGAGAAUUCUUGAACCUACAGAGAAGGAAACGCCGAAACAGUCGAAGAAGAAAGUGGCUCCUGGAACCUCGAGGCGCCGGAAGAAAUCGAGAUACAAGAGAUCGAAAAGCACGGACAACUCAAGAGUUGUCGAGCUCCGCAAAGAGAGAUCUCGAGAUGCUGCAAGAAGCAGACGCGGCAAGGAGAAUGCUCAGUUUGAUGAGCUGGCUAAGCUCCUGCCCCUACCCCCAGCUAUCACUUCGCAACUGGAUAAAGCUUCCAUUGUCCGUCUUACAAUCAGUUACCUGAACAUGAAGCAGUUCGGCAAGAGAGGAAAACAUUUUCGUGUGGGUUCGGACUGCUCGCAGAUGUCUGUGUCAUCAUCAUCACCCAUGUCAGAUUUGGAUGGAGAACUUCACACAGAGAGUCCCUCUCCACCUUCUUCUAUUUCUUCUCCACCAGCAGUCGCAAGUUCCUCUACAGGUGCAGUUGUGCCAUACAGCUCAGGCACUAAUUACAGUGAUCUUGCUGCAAACAGUGGUAUAUUUUUGUUGCAGGCUUUGGAUGGGUUCCUGUUUGUUCUCUCCAGUGAUACCAAAGUCCUGUAUGUUUCAGAGACUGUGUCUGUUCAUCUUGGACUGUCACAGGUUGAGCUGACUGGAAGCAACAUGUAUGGCUACAUUCACCCAGAGGAUCAACAGGAUCUUGCCAAUGUGUUGCAAGCUGCAAAGGAAGAAUUGGAAAACAAUGGAAACUGUACUCCUUCAUCAUCAGGGAGAUACACAGAUGAUAUUCCUUUCUUUGGAAACCAGACAGGUUUUCUUGAUGAGAAUGGGCGGCCCAAUGCACAGAAACCAAAGUCAUUUUUCUUGCGAAUGAAGUGCACUCUGGUGCGCAGAGGAGGUUCUUAUACCAAAUCAUCUGGAUUCAAGGUUAUUCACUGCAUGGGAAGAAUGAAGCCAUAUUCUGCCGGUGGCCUUCCUGGGCCCAAGUAUGCAUUUGUCGCAAUUGGACAACCUCUGCCUACAAUGAACAUCAAUGAGCUCCCAUUGGAAUGUAACAUGUUUGUUAGCAGAGUGAACAUGGAUCUCAGAAUUGUUUAUUGUGAGGGAAGAAUUCACAAGUUUAUGGACUACUUUGCUCGAGAUAUUGUUGGAAUAUCAGCAUAUGAUUUCUAUCACGGCAAUGACAUUGCUGUCAUCCAAUCACACCAUGCAAAAUUUCUAACCAAGGGUCAAGUUCUCACCAAGUACUAUCGUUGGAUGAACAAAAAUGGCGGGUGGGUGUGGAUGCAGACCAAAGCUUCUCUUAUUCCUCAUCCAACAAACCCAGAACUCAAACAAAUGCUGUGUCUGAACUACAUUGUGAGUGAUGUAGAACACCGUGGUGUUGUACUUGGAAUGGCGCAAUUGGAGGACAAACCACCUCUCACAAAUACUCGUAUCACUGAGGUGGAAAACGAGGCAGACACGACUGGCGAGCUAAAAGAUGCGCAAUACGACGAUCAAGUCAUGAUUUAUCCAAAGUGGCAUGAAACAUCUGACAACCUUGUUCCAAAACCCACCUUGAUGGACACCAUCGCCCUCGACCGGACGGGGUAUCCCAAAACCACGUCAGCCGAUAUCACUGGCUUUGAUAAUGAAGUGUUCACCACCUCAACUGCCGAACCAUGGGGACAAGCUACUUCCAACACCUGGAGUAAAUACCAUACAUUGUCCAGGGGCAAUAGUAUCCCGGGAGAUGGAGGGUCGACAAGUACCUUGGAGGAAGACGUAGAAGACUGGGCAAAAAUGAUUAGGGCUGAGCUGCCUGAGUUAGAUCAGGACAUUAUUAAGUACGUGGCAACUGGAAGUGAGAUCCCUCAGCCGGACACAAGCCUUGAAUCUCUACUCCUGAAUCAUGGCCUAGACGGAUUGCAGACUAAUGGUACGAUCCAAAAUUUGGUGACACCAAAGAUUGAAGAAAUUACUAUGGAGAGUGACGACUUUCCACUGCCCUCAGUACCUGGUGUGAACACUCAGCCGAUGCCUCCUCCCAGUGUGCCAUCACGAGCAUAUGAAAAUUUUCCUGUAGAUGAUUUCGCCCGUGACACCAAACCUAAUUUAAUUCCUAUUGAACUUGAAGGUGCCUUGAGUGUGGUAGGAGGCCCAAAGCCUCGAGGCAGCAACAGUCCUUGCAGGUUUGGCAGUGCAAAUUCAUCUGGGGAGAGGAGAUUCCAUCCUAAGGCGCCACCUGUAUUUAAUCAUCCGAGCACUGCUACUCCUUCGAGUGCUCCCAUGAUGAAUAUAACGCAAAGCAUCCCGACUGCAAGAGCUCCAAACACCAUCACGACAACACAGGUUAGAAAUAUCCAAGCAAGGGUUCCACAACCACCAAGAAACGAUCUGGCAUCAACAGGCACUGGAUCUUUUAGAGUUCCAACGGACGUUUCACGAAUUUCAAAUCCAAAUGAUGGAAAAAUGCAGUUCUUUCAACAACUAAAGGAAGUUGCCUCACAAGAAUUGACGGAUGAAAUGAUAAUUGAUGUUAUCGACGAACUGAUGGCUGAUACAGACCAAAGAAGAGACGGUAGGCUCGCGGAAAUUAUGCAGCAAGGAGGGUACGUUCAGGUGGAGGAGAUGCCUGUGAUCAAGCAAGAAGUGGUUACUCCUACGUUGCCAGAUCCACCGAGUUCAUUUCCAAGUUUUUCGGAUAGCAUCGCAACACAGAGUAGUCAACCACGGGUUGUUAACAGUUCUUCUACCCGUUACACAUCUGCAGAUACUUUCAGCCGGCUUCCAGGAAGUCAGAAUACAUUUGUUACUCAGCCAAGAGCUCCACAAAAUGGAACUGUUCACAAACAAGGCCUCACGAUGAGAUACCAAAAUGGAAAUUCUCAUACUCGGUUUGUCAACCAAGAGGACAGCAACAUGAACUUUUUGAACUUUUCCCCAAAUGAAAGCGUGACCAGCACGCAAACUGGAACGUCGACAACGACUAAUAACAUGUGGAACGCCAACUCUGGUUUUAAGCCGAAUCCUAUGCAACAAGGAAUACGAAACUUGUUGCAAAGCAACAACAGUGUACCGCCCAUUCAAACCACGAACUUGAACUCGCAGCUGAAUGUUGGCAUGUUUCCUCAGCAGACCGACUUGUCUUUCUUGUCGCAGCAGAACGUGAACAACAUAAUGCCUGAGAACGGCACGAGAAAUGUACCAACUAACAAUGUGAUAACUCAGCUUGACCUGCAGGAGUUGAACUCUCUGAUCCAGUCCACCGCCCUUCCAGCUCAGAGUUAUCAGAACAUCAAUGGCGGCUCCAUACCACAACAUUAUCCCAAGGUUGACAUGCAGAGAAAAUUAUGACAAUCACGGGAGUUACCUCGUCAAGGCCAGUUGUAAACAAGGUUGCUCACCGAUGGCAGCGUUGGCCCGUUUCUUCCAAGUGUAAGCUAGUCCAAUAUUGUGCUUCGGUACAAAUCAUCAGUGAAAAUUAUCCUAUUCACUAUUGUACUUCUGAUUUUAUUAGUGUACAAAUCUUCAUGCAUUGACAAGUAUUCGUAGAUUGCUGGCAGAAUCCCUCGGGUCGUUUAACAGGGCUCGACACUAACUUUUCAACUUACUGGCCAAGUGGCUAGUGACAUCUUCGAUGUUAUAGGGGCUACCAUUAGUGUCGAGCCCUGCAUCACCCUUUUUUUUUAUUAUGUACAUAAUUUUAAAUUUAUAAAGUAGUGUUCUCAUUAAUAUCGAAAAGGUGUCAAGGUAGAAUUUGUAAAAUUUAAUUUUAGUUUUCUUCCUGGGCAGAUAGCGCGUAGAAAAGAAACGAGCUCUUUUAUCUCUGUGUAUAUACGUUUCUGUUAAUAAUUAUUAGCAGUAAGGUGCACAACAGAAUAGAAAUUUAAUAGUCCCGUGUAAGAUAGAAAAACGUAUCAAUAGUAUUGUCAAGGUCAUGUGUGUAAGUACAUGUACUUAGCCACAUUUAAGUUACCUCAAUGUGUUUUUAUGUAUGGUUGGGGUUUAAAACAAUUGGCUUUUUUUAUUUGAUUGUGUUUGAGUAUUUGUUAGGGUGUUUUGUGUUACUAUUUUUUUGGUCAAAGACUCUGUAAGCGGUGAGGAAAAUUUAAGAGAUAAUGCAUGAUGCUGUUUUCCUUGCUCUACAUUAGAGUUACAUAAUUGUUACUCCUAGUUAAAACAUAUAUACUCCAAAAUGUACUUUCCAAAUCCUGGUGGUGGUCUUGUUCUCUUUGCAAGGUUUAGCAGCUGUGGUUUUGUUUUGAUUUUGGUCCAAUCAACACCACUACAUAGAAUUACAGAAUUCGGCAAUGUUUAAGCCAGUCUGCAAGGCAACAUUUCUUAAUACAAGUACUCAAAGAGUAUUAUUGAUAUUAAGUUUAGUAAGUUGAUUGAUUGAUUCGAUGAAAUGCUGUGUAAUAGUUUACCUUUUCUUGUUUGCAAUGAGUGGCGGGGAUUCACAUCACAGUUAUUGCUUUUUCUCCAGUUAUCCAAACUCAAUUAUGACAAAGAUUUGCUUGAAUAAUCUGAUGAAAAUACAAGAUCGUUGAAUUUUGGUUCAUUUGCGUAGUUCUUGACACAGCUCACAAUUUCAUAAGUGCUUAAAGGAAAUGUAAAGUGGUUAAAUAAGUGUGGAGUCAUUUCUUGAGAGCUCAAUACAGUAGGUAGGACCUCGUAAAGGUAAUGGAAGUAUUGGAAUGAUAGUACUCUAAAAGCCUCUUGAACUAAUAUAGCUGCUUUGUUACAAAGAGAAACUCCACCCCUCCCCCUUGGAAAGUUACUUUUGCUCCAAAUGUUCAUCGUUCCUUAAAAGAAAUUACAGUGCUAGGGCAUGCUAUAUAUCAUAAACAGUGGCUUGACACCGGAUUUGCUAAAAGUAGGUGUUAUUUUCAUAAAAUAAUUAUGACGAGUUUACGAAGCUAGAAACAAAAAUGUUAACGGAAUACCAUGCAGUAGUAGAUUCCACAUAGUGGGACAUGUAACGUUGUAGUUUGCUAAUAUUGUUAUACACAUUUCGCUGACAAGCAUAUUCACUUAGUUAAUUUCCCUUCAGAUUAACAAUAGCAGAGAAAAUGUAGCGCCAAUUUUGUGUAAGAUUCGUCUCGCAAGCCAGCUGAUUGAUCUCACCUGUAUCACUCCACCCGAGCGCGUGAGGUCUGGGUACAAGUGUAGUGUAACACUUAACUUAGUCAUUGUUUCAUCACUUCUGUAUUCUUUGUUUUUGUUUUUUGGCGAGCGUCAAAGCUCUCCUUAAGUGUUUUUCAUCAUAUAUUGAUACUUUGCGAGUCAAUUCCAUCAGUGUUGGUUCCUGCCUUCCUAGUUAAAUGUAAAACAGUAUUCUUGUCUCCAAGAGGUGCGGGAUUCGAUAGUUCUUAGAACGAGUCAUUGGUAAUUAAUGGGAAUGUAGUCACCGUGUGCCGGAUAAAUUAUUUCUCCUAUCUCUUUUGGGUGAGUCCCUUUCCAUCGAUAUUAAUCCUGGUCUAUUCCCAUUGCUCACGUUUGUGCUCGACUGGUUUUGAUUCUGCUCCCAAGCAACCUAUUUCCCUGUGCGUGGAAAGAAUGCUUUCCCUGUUGCAUUCAUCGCUGACAACACCUUUAGCUUCCUUGUACAAGUUGCGGGAGGCUAUGGGUUAUCACGAGCAAUCAUUUCCUUACCUUUUUUUUUUUUUUUUUCUAAGGUUUUUAUGUAUGGGCAGAGAAGAACACCGAUGGAAUAAACUUUGCCGGAAUAUAACAAGUGUAAUAAUCCAAUUCGUACAAUAUUAUUCGUGGGAGAACAUAUUUUCCCGUAAGACCAUUGCUGUAUGAGCAAUAAACUGUAAAGAUACCAUACA